This is a messenger RNA of Thyridium curvatum, 1665 nucleotides long. RefSeq lists its product as uncharacterized. The record is from RefSeq and is a predicted model, not a curated record. Gene Ontology annotation, molecular function: serine C-palmitoyltransferase activity; pyridoxal phosphate binding. The coding region runs from base 1 to 1665 and encodes 554 amino acids. The transcript has 5 exons. Gene Ontology annotation, cellular component: endoplasmic reticulum. Lineage: Eukaryota; Fungi; Ascomycota; Sordariomycetes; Thyridiales; Thyridiaceae. Gene Ontology annotation, biological process: sphingosine biosynthetic process; ceramide biosynthetic process.
AUGGGAGCCUCCUUUUCUUUCGCGUUCAAUCAAUCCAUUUGCUCCUCAUACUCAUCCGCAACCUCGCCGACCUCUGCCGUUCCCCAUGUGAUCGCGCCCUUUACCAUGGAUCUGGACGAUUUGCAAACUCAACUGGCGGCGUGGGUGCACGAAGCGGCCCACGCCUUCCAGAAAGUGCCAGGCUCGGCCGUCCUCAUUCGCUAUGUGCGGUCGAGCUACCAGAACGACCCUAUCCGCUCCGCCAUCGAGCUCGUCCUCGUCAUCUUCUUCAUACGAUACCUCCUCGCGCCGUCCUACUCUACGCAGAAGCAGAACUUCAUCAAACUGCGCGACGAUGAGAUUGACGAGCUCAUCGACGAGUGGGUGCCGGAGCCGCUGGUCCCGCCCCAGACGGCCAUGGAGGAGCUCGAGAGCGAGCGCUUACCUGUCAUUGUAGGACCGACUGGUCCCAAGUCCAAACUGUCCAAUGGCCGAACCGUCACGAACCUGGCUUCAUACAACUUUUAUAACUUCAAUGCCAAUGAGCAGAUCAAGGAGAAGGCGAUCCAGACCCUGCGCACCUACGGUGUCGGCCCCUGCGGCCCGCCCCAGUUCUACGGCACCCAGGACGUCCACAUGAAGACCGAAGCCGACAUUGCUGCGUACCUGGGCACCGAGGGAUGCAUCGUCUAUGCACAGGCCUUUUCGACCAUCUCCAGCGUGAUACCGGCCUUUUGCAAGAGAGGAGACGUCAUCAUCGCCGACAAGGCGGUCAACUACUCGAUCCGCAAGGGCCUAGAGAUCUCUAGGAGCAAUAUCCGAUGGUACAACCACGGCGACAUGCGGGACCUAGAGACCCAGAUGCGCAAGGUCGCGCAGGAGCAGGCCCAGCAGAAGAAGCUCACCCGGAGGUUCAUCGUCACCGAGGGCUUAUUUGAGAUCACGGGGGAUUGUACCGAUCUUCCCAAGCUGAUCGAACUGAAGGAGAAGUACAAGUUCCGCAUCAUCCUCGACGAAACCUGGUCUUUUGGCGUCCUCGGGCGCACGGGCAGGGGCCUCACCGAGGCCCAGAAUGUCGAUCCAUCCCAGGUCGACAUGAUCAUUGGUUCCCUGGCCGGCCCGCUGUGCGCCGGCGGUGGCUUCUGCGCCGGCACCAAAGACGUCGUGGACCACCAGCGCAUCACAGCCGCGUCCUACACCUUUUCGGCGGCUCUGCCGGCCAUGCUUGCCGUGACGGCAAGCGAGACGCUCAACAUCAUUCAGUCAAACCCGGAGAUCCUGGCGCAGUGCAGGGAAAAUAUCAAGACCAUGAAAGCGCAGCUGGACCCGCGUAGCGACUGGGUUUUGUGCACGAGCGCACCGGAGAACCCCAUCAUGCUCCUAGUCCUCAAGCCAGAGGUGGUGCAGGCGAGGAGGCUGAGCGCCGAGGACCAGGAGAGGCUUCUGCAAGACUGCGUCGACGAGGCACUGGCCAACGGCGUACUCAUCACGCGACUCAAGCUCGCGCCUGUGGCGAGCAGCAUCAACCCCAAGGAUAGCUGGAGGCCGCAGCCGGCUCUCAAGGUGUGCAUCACGUCCGGCUUAUCCAAGAAGGACAUUGAGAAGGCCGGAGUUACGAUCCGCCACGCCAUUACCAAGGUCAUGACACGCAAGAAUCACAAGGCCGGGACACCUGGGGCCGCUUGA